Molecule: messenger RNA, 945 nt
Organism: Letharia columbiana
Lineage: Eukaryota; Fungi; Ascomycota; Lecanoromycetes; Lecanorales; Parmeliaceae
Exons: 2
Coding region: 1-945 (314 amino acids)
Biological process (GO): transmembrane transport
Molecular function (GO): transmembrane transporter activity
Source: RefSeq, a predicted model, not a curated record
AUGGUGGCUCUUGUAUUCUUUCUCGUCGGCGCCAUCGUUGCUGCGACGGCGAACGGGUUUGGACCCCUUCUUGUCGGCAGAUCGCUCCAGGGUGUUGGAGGUGGCGGCCUCAAUGCCCUUACCGAGAUUCUGGUCACCGACUUGGUACCAUUGAGGCAAAGAGGUCAAUGGUUUGGAAUCAUUAGCGCAAUGUGGAGUAUAGGUUCUGUCACCAGUCCUAUCGUUGGUGGCGCGUUUGCGCAAGCUGUGUCUUGGCGGUGGAUCUUCUGGAUCAAUUUGCCAUUUGUUGGGCUCGCUCUUGUCCUGGUGCCUCUUACUCUGGUGCUGGCUUUCAGAGUUAGCUCGCUCGCAGACAAGCUUAGGCAGGUGGAUUGGAUUGGAUCGGUCCUCUUCAUUGGGUCGACAACCAGUUUUCUGAUUCCAAUUACUUGGGGCGGUGUGUCAUACGCCUGGGACUCCUGGCGGGUUCUGGCUCCACUGAUCAUCGGCAUCGUCGGUCUGGCUGUCUUUGUUGUCUUCGAGGAAUACGUCGCCAAAGAGCCGCUCAUUAGGCUUGACGUCUUCAAGAACCGAACGGCGGCUGCAAGCUAUUUUGAAACAACGUUACAUGGCAUGAUCCUUUGGUGCAUCCUCUAUUAUAUGCCUCUCUACUACGAGGCCGUCAAAGGCGAGACACCCAUUAUUGCGGGUAUAAGCCUUUUCCCGGCCACAUUCACUGUGGCUCCCGCGGCCAUGGUCACAGGAAUUGUGAUCUCUAAAAGUGGCCGCUACCGAUGGGCUAUUUGGUCUGGUUGGGCACUGACGACUCUUGGGACUGGUAUACUCUACUUGCUUGACGUCAAUACGACAAGAGUCCAGUGGGUUUUCCUUCAAUCUCGUAAGCCGUUUGGGAAUGGGCGUUCUCUUCCCCUCAAAUGGCUUUCUCGAUUCAAGCAGCCACUAUAA